This is a messenger RNA of Arabidopsis thaliana (thale cress), 1104 nucleotides long. RefSeq lists its product as uncharacterized. Gene Ontology annotation, cellular component: apoplast. The record is from RefSeq and is marked reviewed. The transcript has a single exon. Bases 240 to 566 code for a protein of 108 amino acids. Lineage: Eukaryota; Viridiplantae; Streptophyta; Magnoliopsida; Brassicales; Brassicaceae. Gene Ontology annotation, biological process: signal transduction; regulation of developmental process; innate immune response.
CUCAAUUUACGUGAAUAUGAUCUCUCAUUCUUGAAAUUGGAGGAGGUGGCCGCAAAUCAACAAUUCCAAAAAAGGAGGAAAAAAGUUAUACAUGCACUAUUGAUAUUUUUUUUUUUUAUCCCCACACUCAUCAUUCUUAUACACUAUAAAUACUCUCAAACUUUCUUAUCAUGAUCAUCAUACUAACUACCUAUAAAUAUUAAUAAAUUCGUUUUACGUACUACACAAAUCAUUUUAUCAUGGUGAUGGCAAAGAACCUUACCAAGUUCUACGUAGUGUUUCUCGUUGUUCUGAUGAUGGUGGUAUCGCUAUUGCUAGCCAUUGAAGGACGACCGGUCAAGGAUAGUUCGAGAUCGUUGACCCAAAUGAGAGAUUCAUCUAUGUUCAAUGGAAGCGUUAUAAUGUCCUCAUUUAAACCAGUUGAGUCUUCUGUAAAAGAUUUAUCGUGGUUAGCCACAGUGAAACAGUCCGGGCCAAGCCCAGGGGUUGGACAUCAUCGAGCCAAGGGGUACAAAAUGUUUGGACGAGCCAAUGAUUCUGGUCCUAGUCCUGGUGUUGGACACUAGAUAUAACAAAUUAAUCUCAUGAACUGAAAUUAUAGAUAAUGCAGAUACAACUUUACCACAUGUUCAAUAGCCUCUAAGAUGUAAUCUUCUUUCCAUUGUUUAUGUUUAUCUUCUUUACUUCUACCAACUUUACAAUCACAUGUUUACAUAAUAAUCAGUUAAUCAAAGUCUGGCUUGAUCUUUUUAAGGUUUAGGUGUUGGUUUGUGCUUAGUUUGGUUCAGCUAUGUGUUUAUUUCGGAAGUACAGCAUUUGGGCCUUUUUGGCUGGAGAAAUCUGUUUUUCCUUUGAUGGGCCUGUUGGCUUUUUGGGCUACUUUUUUAGCCUUGUACUUCCUUUUUACUUUUUUUCCCAAUAUAAAAAGGAAUUUUUGACGAUUUUUCUCCAUACAACGUUCGCGUUGUAGAAAAAAAUUGGGAAAAAUGUCAAAAAAAGCGCCAACUUUCAAAUUUAAGACGAAAAAAGCCUAAAUUUCCUAAAUGUCAUUUAAAUCAUAAAGUUUUCUUUGACUCUUUAAUAAAAUGGUCAAGUUUUGUUGAC